This is a messenger RNA of Protopolystoma xenopodis, 258 nucleotides long. Lineage: Eukaryota; Metazoa; Platyhelminthes; Monogenea; Polystomatidea; Polystomatidae. The record is from the annotation of a GenBank genome assembly.
AUGUGUGAAUCUGGCCCUGGAUGCUCUAGUCGUUUUCUUGAUGCUUUAUGUCGAGAGGUUGGCCGGAGAGAGGGGAGGGUUGGGCAUGACUCGUCUCAUGGGCUUGACUUGUACUACGAGACGGGCAGAUUAGACAAAUGGUUGGAAGUUUGUCCGGGCAAUGGAAGAAGUCUUUGCGACCAGGUCAGAGCCCCAGGGUUUCUGAAUACGGGUCUGAAAGGAGAAGCGAACAGGGUCGAUGUACCGUACAAAGAGUAG